Oncorhynchus nerka (sockeye salmon) is the source of this 3110-nucleotide messenger RNA. Its product is annotated as clathrin interactor 1-like. Gene Ontology annotation, biological process: endocytosis. Gene Ontology annotation, molecular function: clathrin binding; phospholipid binding. The transcript has 12 exons. Bases 284 to 2101 code for a protein of 605 amino acids. NCBI's taxonomy places the organism in Eukaryota, Metazoa, Chordata, Actinopteri, Salmoniformes, Salmonidae. The record is from RefSeq and is a predicted model, not a curated record. Gene Ontology annotation, cellular component: clathrin vesicle coat; plasma membrane; endosome.
GAUACCUCUCCUAUGUUCAUAUGCAGAUUGGUUCUGAGAACAGGCAUAAUGAAGUAGGUGAAAUGCUGCUUUCCUUGACCUUUUUAGGCUAAAUAAAUCCCAAGCACAACCUGUCCGGGUGAAAUACACUGACGUUUAGAGGUCUCCCGUAGUAACUUGCCCACAGAGCUGGCUAGCGGAAGGGACUCGGAAUUCUGUUGUCGGUGACGCAAGUCCAUCUGUGGUUGGAAACGGGACUGGACGACGCAUUAUUGAGGCGGCGAGCCACUGAUAGAGCGUCUACAUGCUAAACAUGUGGAAAGUCAGGGAAAUGGUGGAUAAAGCCACUAACGUGGUGAUGAACUACUCUGAUAUCGAGUCCAAGGUGCGAGAGGUCACCAACGAUGACCCCUGGGGUCCCUCUGGACAGCUCAUGGGAGAGAUCGCCAAAUCCACGUUCAUGUACGAGCAUUUCCCUGAGGUCAUGAACAUGCUGUGGACCAGAAUGCUGAGGGACAAUAAGAAGAACUGGAGAAGAGUUUACAAGGCCUUACUACUAUUGGCAUAUCUCAUCAGGAACGGAUCGGAGCGAGUUGUCACCAGCGCGAGGGAACACAUCUACGACCUUCGCUCCUUAGAAAACUACCAUUUUGUUGACGACAAUGGGAAGGACCAGGGCGUCAACGUGCGUCAGAAGGUGAAGGAGAUGGUGGAGUUUGUUCAGGAUGACGACCGGCUCCGGGAGGAGAGGAAGAAGGCCAAGAAAAACAAGGACAAGUAUAUCGGCGUGUCCUCAGACAGCACUGGAGGAGGAGGAUUCAACAAGACCAGCUCGGGGGAAAUGUUUGACACCGAGCCCAAGGGGAAGUGGGAUGAGGACUGGGACAAGAGCAAAGGAGCCUUCCCCUUCAGUGAGAAGCUGGGAGAAAUCAGCGACAAGAUCGGCAGCACCAUCGACGACACUAUCAACAAGUUCCGCAAGAAUGAGAGGGAUGACUCGCCCGACAGAAUCAGUGACAACGAGGAGGACAAGGUAUCGCAGAACGGCCGGCCGGUGUCGGGGUCAGGGAAGCUGUCGGAGUUCAGAGACGAGGAGGAGACUGUUACGACCACGAGCAUCCAGAUCAGCCAUGCAACGGAGACCACCACCACACGCAAACGUGGCGGCAUCCGCUCCAAGACCGUGGACCUAGGGGCCGCUGCUCACUACACAGGGGACAGGGGCAGGCUGGACGCAGACAACGGAAAGACGUCUGCUAGCCAGUCUUCAAGCAGUGGCCCUGCAGACCUUCUUAUGGUGGACGCUGAGUCCAGUCAGACUGCACCAGCAGGUGGAAGUUCAGACCUCAUCUGUGAUUUUGCUGACUUCUCCUCCCCAGCUGCCUCAGCCAGUCUCCCUUCAUCAGCCGGGUCAGGGUCCAGUGGGAAGGGUGAGUUUGGGGAUUGGAAUGCGUUCUCCAGUCCGCCGGCCCCCACCCCACCCUCAGUUGACUUAUUUGACCUGAUUGGCUCCAAUCACACCUCCCUCACCGCCUCCCAAAGCAUGACCUUCUCCAUGUGUGGUACCCAGAGUGUGGGUGUCGCCAACACCGACCUGCCCAUCUCCAGAUCACAGAACUUUGGACCAAUGCAAGGGGACUUAUUGCCCCAGCACGUGGAGCUCCAGAAGCCCUGCCUCCCCACCACAUGGUCAGACCCCAGCGUCAACAUCAGCCUGGACUUCCUGUCUCCUGGUAUGCAGAUGACCACCUGCAAGCCCAGCCUCAACAACAUGUUACAGCAAGAUCCCCUGCUUUCAGGAGUCCAGCCGCCCAUCAACCUGACUCAGAGGUUUGGAGGCCUGAAUCUGAACCAGGCCACACCCAUCAGACUUUCCACCAACCCCAUGAUGCCCGCCAGUGCCAUGGGCCUAGGCAUGCCUCCCACCAUGGCAACGGGUACCAUGGGGAUGGGCGCCAUGCGAAUGGGAGGAGUGCCUGUCAAUCAGGGAAUUAUGGGAGUGAACAUGGUUGUGGGCACCCUGGGUAUGCCAGGGAUGGGCAUAGGGCAGCCCAUGGUCAACCCUGCCAUGGUGCAACCCAAACAAGAUGCCUUCGCGAACUUCGGCAACUUCGGGAAAUGAGAGAGCUGAAGGAUUUGUGUGGAAGAGUUUUGUUCAGAACACACCAUUAUGAACGGAAAGCUGCAUACGCGGAGCAGACUACUUGAGAAAUAUCUAAUGGUGUUUCCCUUCAAUCCAUUCUCUUUAUAUACACUGAGUGUACAAAACAUUAGGAACACCUUCAUAAUAUUGACUUGCGCUCCCUUCUGCCCUCAGAACAGCCUCAGUUUGUCGGGGCAUGGACUCUAUAAGGUGUCGAAAGCUUUCCACAGGGGAUGCUGUUGACUCUAAUGCAUCCCACAGUUGUGUGAAGUUGGCUGGAUGUUCUUGGUGGAUCAUUCUUGAUACACAGGGGAAACUGUUGAGCAUGAAAAGCCCAGCAUCGUUACAGUUCUUGACACAAACCAGUGCGCCUGGCACAAACUACUAUGCCCUGUUCACUUAACACCCUAUGAAUGGCACACUUACACAAUCUAUGUCUCAAGACAUCCUUUAACCUGGCUCCUCCCCUUCAUCUAUCUGAUGGAAGUGGAUUUAAGUGACAUCAUUAAGGGAUCAUAGUUUUCACCUGGAUUCAGCUGGUCAGUCUGUCAUGGAAAGAGCAGGUGUCCUUCAUAUUUUGUACAUUCAGAGUGUGUGUGUAAUCAAGAGUUUGAAUUAGUUUUUGGGCGGGAAGGGCUUAUCUAACAUUACAUUUUGUAUAUGGUUGAAAGCAUAUACAUUCUACUUUCUUGGUGUUUCUACCAACACCAGAUAAAUACUUCAGAAAACAUGUUAAGUGUGUUGUUACUGUGUCCCUUUUCUACUUUCGUGUUGUCAUGUUUCUGUUUUCAAACAUGUCAGAAGAAUGUUCAGGAAUUACCUCACAUUGACCCUACUUCAUGCCGGGACUCAGAACAGGAAUGGCAAAAUAUGUCAAUAUAUUUUUGGUGUGCAAAAACAAGUAUUAUUGCGCUAUUAAAGAUGUCUUGGAAAGUAUGGGCUUAAAGAACAAAAGUCCCCCAAGUGAUUAAAUUCCUCUGUUACAUUG